Acinonyx jubatus (cheetah) is the source of this 1219-nucleotide messenger RNA. It is a transcript of the gene GLTPD2, whose product is annotated as glycolipid transfer protein domain containing 2. The coding region runs from base 1 to 984 and encodes 327 amino acids. Gene Ontology annotation, cellular component: cytoplasm; membrane; cytosol. Gene Ontology annotation, molecular function: ceramide 1-phosphate binding; ceramide 1-phosphate transfer activity. The transcript has 3 exons. Gene Ontology annotation, biological process: ceramide transport; intermembrane lipid transfer. Lineage: Eukaryota; Metazoa; Chordata; Mammalia; Carnivora; Felidae. The record is from RefSeq and is a predicted model, not a curated record.
AUGGGGGUCACGCUGCUAACACAGGUGUCCCGGCGCUACUUUCGCCACGCGAUUCCUCUUGCUGUCCUCUCGCUGCUGCUGCUUUAUCUCUGUGCUCGGAGCUUCCGUGAGUGGUCCCUUCCCUCAUCUGCCCUGGGAGGCACCAGGAACCCAAGCGCUGGGGACCUAAGGCCCCCUCCUCGAGCCUUCACCGCUCGGCCUCGCCCCUCCCCAGGCGUCGUCUCGGGGUGCAGGUCCUGGGCACAGUCCUGCAAUCCCGAAGGACCGCCGCCUGUCCAGGUCCGGCGGCAGUCGGGCCCCCUGGAGGCCCCCAAGUGGAAAGAGCCUCCGUGUGAGGGCCCCCAGGGGGUGCUGGGCCGCGUGAUGGAGCCGUUUCGCGCCAGUCUGAACCCCGAAGGCGACGUGGCAUUGUCGCAGUACCUGGCCGGAUGGAGGGCGCUGGUCAGGUUCCUAACUCCCCUCGGUUCCAUCUUCGCCUUCGCCACGGACGAGGCCUCCGCCAAGGUGACAGCCCUAGAGGCUCGGGUGCACGGCCCGGAGGCGGCGCACUACUCGUCGCUGGCGGCCAUGGCGGCGUGGGAGCGGCGGGCGGGACUGCUGGAGCGGCCCGGGGUCGCCCCCCGAGACCCGGCCAGGUCCUCGGGCUCACGGACCCUGCUCUUGCUGCACCGAGCGCUGCGCUGGUCCCAGCUCUGCCUCCACCGGGUGGCGGCCGCGACGCCCGGAGGCCCGGACGCCGGCGUGCAGUGCGGCGACGCGUACCGCACGGCCCUGGCCCCGCACCACCCCUGGCUCGUGCGCCAGGCCGCCCGCCUCGCCUUCCUCGCCUUCCCGGGUCGCGGCCGCUGGCUCGGGCUGGCGUGCCCGGGGGCCGGGGAGACGGAGGCGCGGGCCGCGCUGGCGCGGGCGGCGGCCACCCUGGAGGCCGUCUACAACCGCACCCAGGGCCUGCUGGCCGAGCGCGGGCUGCUCGGGCUGGCCUGACUCCCGCCGCGGUCGGGACCCGCCACGUGGAGAGGGCGCCCCGCGUUCCGCCCGCCGCCCACCCUGGCCCGGCCAGGGGCGGGGCCGCCGCAGCCACGCCCACGUAUGACGCCACGUCUGGAAGGCCCGCCCCCCGGCGGGGUGGGUGGGUGCCGAGCCCCUCCGUCUCUCCGCGGUGGCGGGACGCGGCGGGGAGGAGCUGUAGGGAAUAAAAGCAUUCUUUGGUAGCCGUGGA